Molecule: messenger RNA, 3247 nt
Organism: Oreochromis niloticus (Nile tilapia)
Lineage: Eukaryota; Metazoa; Chordata; Actinopteri; Cichliformes; Cichlidae
Gene: brap
Product: BRCA1 associated protein
Exons: 13
Coding region: 316-2103 (595 amino acids)
Biological process (GO): Ras protein signal transduction; protein ubiquitination
Cellular component (GO): cytoplasm
Molecular function (GO): ubiquitin protein ligase activity; zinc ion binding; nucleic acid binding
Source: RefSeq, a predicted model, not a curated record
AAGAUGAAAAAACUGAAGAAGACGAAGAAGAAGAAGGGGAAGUGGUUCGACACAGCUAGCUUGUAUUAGAUUUCAAAACAAAUCUGAUUUGUAUUUUUAUGCGCGGAAAAGAAAGAAAAAACAGUGUGCAUAACAUGAAAGCUUUAAAGCUAAACUGAAAGCUCUUUGCUUCUGCUGUAUUUGUCUGCUUGCUGUAAUUAGACACGAACUGAAUAUCUUGCCAGUCAUCCAUCUAGCUCUACGUGCUAGCUGUUUUAGCUCAGUUGUCAGCGGCUUGUUUUGUUCUGUGUUAAGUGGCAGCCCCAGUUAUAACACAUGAGUGUGUCACUGGUCGUUAUUCGUCUGGAGUUAGCCGACCAGUCACCUUUUCCACAAGGUUUCCAGUACUGCGCUGUUGAAGGCAUGUCAGAGGAGGAGCUACAGGAGAAAGCUCUGGGUUUAGCCAAACACAGUCUGAGUGGAAAAACCGACCUGGAAAGAUCAGCUGUGCUGCACCAGCACAUCGGCAGCAGAGCCAUGGGGGACAUGGUGAUAGAGACCUUUGAGCCCAACCCAAACACAGGUGGACGUGAGGAGCGAAACAGUGAAGUUCAGGAUGCAAAGACUGGUGUAGACAGUCAGGAGGGUGCAGAGGACAGGAGGUUUGUGACAGGCACAGCUCUGGACUCACCCUCCAAGCAGCUGCCGGACCAGAUCUCUUUCUUCAGCGGGAACCCCUCAGUGGAGAUCAUUCACGGUAUCAUGCACCUCUACAAGACCAACAAAAUGACAUCACUGACUGAAGAUGUCAGGCGCAGCGCUAUGGUGUGCAUCAUCACCGUCCCUGCGACCAUGACCAGCCAUGACCUUAUGAAGCUCGUGGCUCCUUUUAAUGAUGUCAUGGAGCACAUGAAGAUCAUACGGGACUCUACCCCUAACCAAUACAUGGUUCUCAUUAAAUUCUGCAAACAGGCAGACGCAGACAGUUUUUACACAGCAUGCAAUGGCCGCCAGUUCAACUCUAUAGAGGAAGCAGUGUGCCAGCUGGUCUAUGUGGAGCGAGCAGAGGUCAUCAAGUCUGAAGAAGGAGCCAGUCUUCCAGUGAUGGAGCUGACUGAGUUGCCCAAGUGCACUGUGUGCCUGGAGAGAAUGGACGAGUCUGUUAAUGGCAUCCUGACCACUCUGUGCAACCACAGCUUUCAUAGCCAGUGUCUUCAGCGCUGGGAAGAUGCCUCGUGUCCUGUAUGUAGGUACUGUCAAACACCAGAACCAGUUGAAGAGAACAAAUGCUUUGAAUGUGGAGUGCAGGAGAAUCUGUGGAUAUGCUUGAUCUGCGGCCAUAUUGGAUGUGGUCGCUACGUUAGCCGCCAUGCCUACAAGCACUUUGAAGAAACACAGCAUACCUACGCUAUGCAGCUCACCAAUCACAGAGUCUGGGACUACGCAGGAGAUAACUAUGUACACCGGCUUGUGGCCAGUAAGACUGAUGGGAAGAUGGUGCAGUAUGAGUGUGAGGGGGACACCUGCCACGCAGAGAAAAUUGAUGCACUCCAGCUAGAGUACUCAUACCUGCUGACAAGUCAGCUCGAGUCUCAAAGGAUUUACUGGGAGAAUAAGAUUGUUCAUCUGGAGAAGGAGACAGCUGAAGAGAUAAACAACAUGAAAGCGAAAUUUAAGGAGACAUUGGAGCGCUGUGAUAACCUAGAGCGACGGUUAGGAGAAAUGACCAAAGACAAACAGAGCAUAGAGAAAAAAUGCACUCAGUUGAACAGUCGAGUGGUGAAGCUGAGCCAAGAGCUGAAGGAGGAGCAGGAGAUGAACCGCUGUCUGAGAGCCAAUCAGGCACAGCUGCAGGUACAGCUGGCAGAGGAGGAACGCAAAGCAAAAGAAAGCGAAGAUCGUAAAGAUGGAACAAUAGCAGAACUGCAGGAACAGCUGAGAGACGUGAUGUUUUAUCUGGAGACCCAGCAGCAGAUUGAACAUCUUCCACCAGAGGCUCGCAGUGAAAUUCAAGAGGGACAGAUCAACAUCCCAGCCAGCCCAUCUGAUGGCGCUCUGGGUUCGGCGGGAGCAGGCCCCUCCUCUGGCAGGGGCAGAAGAGGCCGAGGCAGGAAGAGGAAGUAGGCAUGGCCUAAAGUCAACUGGAACAUGCUAGAAACUGUGUUGCUGCCUCUCACUGUGGACAUGUUUGUGACUGAGCCCAGCCCUUUAUUCAACGUGUAUCUGCAUUAUUGUAAUUGUCCAUAGGGCAGGAAGAAGGAGUAAAUGUUGAUAAUAUUUACCUGCACAUUUUCCUAGCAUAACUCCUAGCUCCUACAAGAAGAGCAUAAGAGAGGAUCGCUCAGUCACUCAAAACAUCAGUGUGAUUCUCUUUCCAAAACUUAAGAGUAUAUAUUUUGAUCAUAAUUUAUAUUUAUUUGAUCAGAAAUAUUUAAUCUGUGCCCAGGUAGUACCAUAUUAUAGUACUUCUUUUCAAACACUGCGUGAUGCUUUUAUUAUUUUAAAAUGCAAAGAUGGUUCUUUUACAAGUGAGAGUAGAAUCAAGGAAAUUUAUGUCCACAUUUUCUGAGUUUUUCCUUAAUUUCUUUGGACUUGGCUGUUUCAUCUGUUAUGUUCCUUUGUUUUGUUUUUCUUUUUGUUCUUCCAUUUUCAGUAGAAACACUCGUCUGAGAACAUGGAGGACAAAAUGCCUUUUUCAGCAGUGCAUUGUAUUGGGACAGGAGUCAGUAUUCACAGAAUGCACAGUAUUUUUGUAUGAGGAGCCUUCCAUCAAUCUGUAUUGUCCCAGUAUCCCUUAUUUUCCAGCUAAUUUCCUGGAAAUCUUUCUCAGAAUUUCUCCCAUAAUAUUCCCAAGACUGUAGUUAUUGACUCUAAAACUACAGUCUAAUACGAUUUUUUUUAAUUUACCCUUUAAAACUCUUAAUAUUACUGGCUGCUAUUCUAUUAUUCUUCCAUUUAAAGAUGAUUUUAAAUUACAAACACUGUGCCCCAUUUGAUGACAUUGACCUUUGGCUCUAAGACAUUAUGAUAAGCAUCUGUAUUAUUAUGCCAUAUAAACAUUAAGAUAUUCCAAGAAAUGAUUAAAAUAACCAGGGUAUAUUAGUUGUAUCCUGGUUAUGUGAUACAUACAAUACCGUUGCAUACAAUACUGUGAUCCUUAGAGCUUGUUUAGAAAAACGCCAGAAGCAUCUGUGACCUUUACAGUUGCAAUCUUGAACAUGGUGUCAUAACCUAGAUGAUGAAAUUAGUGACUCAGCUCCCUCCUUGA